Molecule: messenger RNA, 1239 nt
Organism: Ostrinia furnacalis (Asian corn borer)
Lineage: Eukaryota; Metazoa; Arthropoda; Insecta; Lepidoptera; Crambidae
Exons: 3
Coding region: 184-687 (167 amino acids)
Source: RefSeq, a predicted model, not a curated record
UUUCACGCUUCCUUCACAGACCAGCAAAUCGUCCCACCAGUAGUAAACUCUUUGGAGCUAAAGUCCUCCCCUGCUGAAGACCUGUCCCAGUACAUCAUCAGACCGCUAGAUGUCGCUGCCAGUGCUCAGGGUUAUAAGGAAACUGUCUGCCAUGAUGGCUUCUGCUGCGAAUUCUAUGUGAAGAUGGCAUUUGAUGGGCCCAAAGAAGACGUGAACUACGGCUUGGCAGCGUUCAACGGCGUCCGCCAUUUUGACCACACUCACAACAUCGGCUCGCAGACUUGCGCCGUAUUCGCUUGCGCUGGCUUGUACAAACGAAGCUGUUCUCUUGGGUCUCAAAACAGUACAAACGUAAAGUUCGAGAAUAUCUCCAUCACCGCUAACUUUACCGAAACCAUACAAUACCCCAUUAUAUUGACGACAGGCUCUAAAAUUGAGCCUGAAGCCUUCAAAAUGGCCGCCAACAGUAAACAGGUGACUUUAGAAGUUACAAAUGCAGACAACUUGCUAACUUUCGGCAUUUUCGGCAGAGAUUUCUCGAAAGACUCGAAGAAUUUCGUCCUAAACGAUUCUGGAUCGAUUUACGAUACGAUAAAUGAAGAAAUGACGGAGUUAUUCGAUUAUCUUUGGAUCAGAUUGAGGGUAGUUCUUAUUAUCGCCUCCAUUUAUGUAUUGGAGAUGUUGUAAGCUAUUUUUUCUUAUAGUGCAUUUAUUGUGGAAUGACGCUUAUGUGAGUCUUCAUUCAAGAAUGGAUUUAAAUGUUAUUAAAUUUGAAUUGAGUUUUGAGCGUCGUUUUAAAUUAUGAAAAUACGUGCCAGAUUCAGGGCCGUAUUAAAACACUUAAAACUUGUGUCCGAUAUUUGUGUAUCGUCCUGUAACGCACAUAAAUGUGUUUUUAAAACUUGAUUGCUUUGAUCAGAGGCAUUACUGAUUAAUCUGUUUAAUCAAGAUAUCGAAAAUAAUUUAUCGUUUAAAUUACUUGCUCAAGUAAAAAUUUUGUGUUCCACUUUGUCACACACAUUAGAAACACAUGUUGUCUAAUGUUCUAAUCUUUAGUUGUUAUUAUGUUUUAAUACAUUAAUAUUUGUACCAGUUACAAAGUUAAUAUUAUGCUGUUUAAAAUUUGUAAAUUGAAUGUGGUGGUUAUAAAAACUAAAUAAAUCCCACCGUAUAAUUGCCAUCAUGAUUUGCUGAAAAAUGCGUUCAAUUUUAGUUUCAUCUACUUAAAAUAACUUUUAA